AUGUUACGAACAGAUCCAGUAAGUUUUUCUGUUGUUUAUAUUCCUGAAGUUCAUCAAGUUCAGUCAGUUGUUCAUGAUGAAACAGUUUAUCGUUGGGAUGAUCAAAAUUGGAUGAGACAACGUGCUCAAACCGAUCCUUUACGAUCUCCAUUAUCCAUUUAUGAAAUUCAACCAAAAUCUUGGAAAAGUGGUACUUACGAAACAUUAAAUUUCCGUCAAAUUGCUUCUGAAUUGGUUACAUAUUGUCAUCAAAUGGGAUUUACACAUGUUGAAAUGUAUGGAAUACUUGAUCAUGGCAAUAAAAAAGAGCGUGGUUAUCAAGUAGCAAAUUUUUUCGCUCCUUAUCGUGAGAGUGGUACAUGUGAUGAUUUAAAAUAUUUGAUAGAUAUUUUACAUCAAAAUAGUAUCGGUGUAAUUCUUGAUUGGAUUCCAACACAUUUUCAUCAUUAUCAUCAAUCUCAUCAAUACUCGAUUUCUUUACAUGAAUAUGAUGGAACAAAUUUGCAUGCUAGUGGUUCAUCACGAUGGGGAACAUUGUAUUUUGACUUUGACAAAGAAGAAACACGUCGAUUAUUAUUUGCUAGUGCUCUUUAUUAUCUUGAUCGACUUCAUAUAGAUGGAAUUCGUUUUGAUGCUGUCAGUCAGAUGAUUCGACGUAAUCAAACUGAUAUACCAGGUGCUAUUUCAUUUUUAAGAAAACUCAAUCAAACAAUUCAUAAAUAUUAUCCUGGUGUUUUAUGUAUUGCAGAAGAAACUGAAGGCUAUCCAAAUCUUACUAAAACUAUGAAUUUCGAUAUGAGAUGGAAUAUUGGUUGGAGUUAUGAUGCAAGAAAUCUUCUUCGCACACCUUAUGCUGAAAGACCUCAACAUUGGAAACGAAAAGUAAUUGAUAUGUUGCAUUGGGCUCGAUGUGGAAAUGAUAAAAUGAUUCUUACAUUGACCCAUGAUGAUACAGAUACAGGAGAACAUAAUAAUAAUACUGUUUUGUUGAGCUGCGUUUCACAUGCUCGAAAUGAUAGAGAUAAAUUUUCUGAUCUAAGAAAUUUUUUUGCAUGGCAAACAUUUGCACCCAGUCGUGGUCAUAUGAUUCACAUGGGAGAUGAAGUUGCUCAACCACUGUCUUGGUAUCAAAGAUUUCGAAGAAAUCUAUCAAGUAUGGACUGGUCAUUGGAUAAUUCUUCAUCAUUACAUGGUCAAAUUCAAGAAUGUAUUCGUGAUCUGAAUCAUCUUUAUAUAGGUUAUCCACAAUUUUGGCAAAAUGGAGAACAAGAUUUUUCAAUGAUUUAUGAAUAUGGUCAAAAUUUAGUAGUAGCUUAUCAUCGAGGUAUUCAUAAUAAUAGACGAAUAGCUGUCAUCCAUAACUUUUCGCAUCGAGGAUACAAAACGUACGAUAUACCGUUGCCAGGAUCAGAUCCUAAUGUGGCGCGUAUUCGAAGUGCAGAUGAAAUUUUUAACACAGAUCUUUCAAAAUAUGGUGGCUCGGGUUCGUUUCAAAAUCAACAGAUUAAAAUUAUACAUAACAAUGACCGAACUAUCCUAUUUAGACUUUCCAUUCCUUCUCUUGCAACUAUUGUUUUAGAAGAACAUUUAGCUUAA
Rotaria sp. Silwood2 is the source of this 1596-nucleotide messenger RNA. The record is from the annotation of a GenBank genome assembly. NCBI's taxonomy places the organism in Eukaryota, Metazoa, Rotifera, Eurotatoria, Philodinida, Philodinidae.